Messenger RNA from Exophiala dermatitidis NIH/UT8656, 5138 nucleotides. RefSeq lists its product as uncharacterized. The coding region runs from base 1147 to 2754 and encodes 535 amino acids. NCBI's taxonomy places the organism in Eukaryota, Fungi, Ascomycota, Eurotiomycetes, Chaetothyriales, Herpotrichiellaceae. The record is from RefSeq and is a predicted model, not a curated record. The transcript has a single exon.
CUUCAUGGCCUGCGGUGUCGAACGGGGCAGUACAUGUCUUCUUUUCACUUCAAAUCGGUCGAGAUAGUCGUGGACUAAAGAUAGGCAAGGGCACUGGCAGGGUCCGAGAUGGACGUUGCGUGGGUUUCAGAAUCUCCGGGAUCUGGCUUAGGGGAGCACGGUCCGGCCACAGCUGAGGUGUGCUUGGGACGAUCGUAGCAGUCAAGAAGGAGCAGGCGAGAGGUAGCGAACGUGUGAAUUUCGAAAGAGGGUCGAGAGCAGCGUUUCAAUGGUGGACAGUGAGAUAUGCAGUGGUUGAAGUUGCAGGGGAAUCAAGAGGGAGGUUUGUUAGUUUCUAAUAGUACUGAAGUAGUACUUGAUGAGACGCCGCAAAUGGUCAAGUCAAGGCGCUCCAACUACGAGGCCGACCACGACUGUCACGCUUUGCACUGCUUCGACCACUGCAGUGCACACAGUAUUGAUCGUAUCUAUAUCUAAAUGUCUUUAUUCUCCCUGACUGGCAGCCUGCUGUUGCUCCCUUCAAGCCCGCUGGCAGUUGCUGGCGAGUUGUGCAUCCUGGCCACCCCAUCUCGAGCUGCGUAGAAGUCUACGGCUCUGGCGCAGAUUAACCCAAGAUUGCUGUGGAUCUGACGUGAAUGUUGUUAACUGAUCCACUCAGGAAACUCACGCUCCCCAUUCUACCUGCCAAUAUCCGAUCCUGGAGCUCUCCAGUUCCAUGACGGCUGUGCAGUCUUGUUCUCGACGGGAAGGCGAUGGCAGUCGGACAAAAUGCUGCUUGGACGAGAUGAACCCGAACAGCAUCGACCUGUUGACGGGCCGGGGGAAGGAGAGGUGAACGGUGAUGCUGAAACGUCGCCCUCUCCUGUCGUAGGACGCAGAAGGCUUCCCUGGCAUGCAAUGUCGGAGGGUGUUGCAAUGCCUGAGCACUCCCUCGCGGCUGCGCCUGCUCCUCCUCCUGCUCCUUCUCUACAAUGUCUUCGCUUUCAAGCAGGCAAUCACGCCGCUGACCGCUCGGGUAGGAGCUGGAGCGAGAGCAGAGACAAUGUCUGAACCCAUCUAGCCAUGGGGUGUGGUUGUCAAGCCACGAAGACCCUCAGUGCCUCAUACUGAUACCGGCAGAGCAGCCCUCGCAGACCCAUAUUCAGAAUGAUCCGAUUACCACCCAGCAGUAUCACCCUGUCGGAGAGUGAUGUCGAAUUCCAUCUGCGGCAGGCUGAAAUCUACCAUGGCUUGUUGAGACAAGGAUUUAAGAAGCAGGAGAUCAUUCAUUAUCUUGCCGAUCAUCGACGAGCUCUUGCUGAAGCUGCUGGAGGAAGCUUGGAGGAUGAAAUGUUGCCUGCUCCCGGUACUGUGGAAUUGGCCUGUCGCCGUUCCCAAAGCCCGCAGGAUACGGAUGACAUGGCGCAACGAGGAAAGGUGCCCCGAAAAAGCCGUCACCCAUCCUCCUCGGAAUCUGAAGGGCUUCCUCCUUGCCGUAAGGGGCGGCGGUCGACAGAUCCUGCAGAAGCGUCAGAAGAGGACGACGAGCUUGGAGUAUAUUCUCCGGAGGGCCGAUCUGUCUCACCUGUGUCGCUUGUGCCGGCCAUGCAAGUGAACAAGCAUGCUCCUCGCAAAAGCUCGCUGCUGCGGUUCGCGACUGCAGCUUCGCGAGAAGGCUCUCCCGUCAAGGCUGAGGCAUCUGAAAGCAAAUCUGUCUCUUUCGCUUCUUCCAGGCCCAUGGGCCGGCGGAAUAGAUCAUCUGGGCUCCAAGAGCCUUACAAUUACCCUCGUUUGCAUGAUUCGGUUAUCGAGGAGAUGAGGCAGAUAUCGUUGGACAGCGCACAUGCGCAGAGAGGUUCAACCAGCGAGACAUCUGAUGAUUUGCCAUUCCUGCGACCGGCGCCCUUUUCGGCCACACCCCGAAUCUGUUCAUCACAAAGUGUUCCUACAACUUGUCAAAACAGCAGCCCGAAUAACACCGAUGAUCCCGCGCGUCAAGCUAGCUCUACACCAAGUCUGCCUGGUUGGGCGCAUCUUCGAAGCCCUACCCCGAGCUCCGGAGAGGAUAUUCCUAGCUCUCCACUGUUCAGCGCAUCUCCUGCGGAAGAACUUGGGAACUUUGACAAUCCAUCCUCGUCUUCGGGCCUGCCAGCCACGCCGAGCCCUGUCCGCAGAGCCCCUGCGUACCCUCGCACGGAACCUCGACAACACCGGCAUCGAUAUCUGGACGGUAAUUCAUUCUCCGUUUACAAUGAAUCGCUCCCAGCGGCUACGCAGCCACAAACGCCGGCUGAUUUGGCAAGGGGCCUCUUCAUUACAGAACAUGAUGCCGCUUAUACCGUCCCUCCGGGAAGGCCCUUACCAGGCCCGGCGACCGUGUCAGUAACCGAGGGCCAGCGUUGGGACCAAGAUGCUGGUGAGCAGAGCCCUGUUGUACGCGCGAUCGGUCUGCGUGAAAGACGGAAUCGAGAACUGCAGAGGAGUGUACGCGUGGAAGGCAUGCGGUUGCGAAGAUUGGUGAUGAGAGAAGAAGCAGUGUUUACUCAACAAGCGACGGAAACGCAGCAGGGGGGAGCCAUUGCUGGUGGUGGUGAUAAUGCAACGCGGGCAAGAAACACGCCCAGGCCCAGACUCUUUCAGGCCAUGAUGGAUGACAUAUGGAGAGAUGACCUGGAUGCUGACCGCGUGGGUGAAGAGAACUUCGAGGGCGAUGCAGAGAAUAGCCGGGGAGGAAUCAUGAGGGUGGUCAGUGGGAAUGCAAGAUUCGAAGGAUGAAACAGGGUGCCCAUCGACGGGACGGGUUUGCAUGAGCAACGAAGAACAGGGUAAAAGUGGUUGCCAUUUUUAGAAACUGUUUGUCUAGCCGUCCGUCUGCCCGAUGUACCAACCCUGAUUCCAUCUUCGUCUAAGUCUCGCGUUUAACCAUUAACCCAGAUAGCUUCUCAUAAGUACAAUGGACUGUCGGAUACUCGGCUGCUUUGUCUAGACAUUGUCCCACUUUCUGAGUGCACAAUAACCCCAGGAUACCAUCCAAUUGGAGCAAGUUUUUGUAGCUUCCUGUCUUUGGGUAACAGAGACGAGCAGCCGAUACUCCGAUCCUGGGGGCCAACGACACAAUAACCGCCAUUCAAGACUCCCGUAACCGACAACCAGUAUCUUGCGGUAUCAUCCUUUAACAGCUGAUGUCUACACAGAACGACCUCCCAGGGAAACGAGAUGACAACCAGGACAGGUGAGAGGGCUCGGUCUGGACUCGACCACUGCAAGCGAGAACUGACUGCACAAGCAAGAACGGUAGAGAACAGGAAGAAGACCAUCUCUCCAAGAGCUUUUCCGUUUGGGGAAUUUUGAGCAUACACGGGGAGGAACCUUCUCAACCCACAUGAGAUCAGAUAGACAACAGGUCAAGAAGAGCUCUUUGGCGCAACGAGAGCCUCAAUAGCCUCGACCUGAGCAAUCACCGAACUCUUGCUCGUUCCGCCAACAGUAGACCUCUUCUCGACGCUGCGUUCGAAAUCGAAAAUCUGCGUGACAUCGGGCUCAAACAGCGGCGAGACCUGCUGCAGAUCCUCGACACUGAGUUUAUCGAUAGAGACGCCCUGUUCUUCCGCCUUGCGCACAAUGGCGCCGGCAAUAUGGUGUGUCUGCCGGAACGGAACGCCCUUGAGAACCAAGUAGUCCGCGACAUCUGUGGCGAGCAUAUCGGCCGUCAGAGCCGCUUUCAUUUUGUCGCCGAAAAUGUCGAGCGAGCCCAAGACGCCAGAAGUGAUGGUCAGGGCUUGCGAGACGGUCUUGACGCAGUCGAGGAGCGGCUCGACGGAUUCUUGGAGGUCUUUGUUGUAUGAUGUGGGUAGGGACUUGAGGGUUGCUAGGAAUCCGGAUGCCUGGAACGCACAAGGAAGAGGUGUUUGUUAGCAUCUGAGUAAACAUGGAUAGCUUUUUCUUCGGACCAACUAACCUGUCCCAUAACUCGUCCAGCUUUCCCCCGGAUCAACUCGAGACUAUCAGGGUUCUUCUUCUGCGGCAUCAAACUGCUUCCGGUACUAUACGCGUCUGCAACCCUGACAAAGCCAAACUCGGCCGUCGAGAACAGAAUCAAAUCCUCACUCAGUCGGGACAAAUGCACCAUCAACAAGCUGGCCCAUUGGAGGAUCUCGACCACGAAAUCCCGAUCAGCCACGGCCGCCAGACUGUUCUGAUGGACGGACGUGAACCCGAGUUCACGGGCCAGAAAUUCGCGGUUAAUUCCGAACGGGUUGCCCGCAAGUGCACCGACGCCCAAUGGACAGGACGAAGAAACUCGCUCUUGAAUCCCCUGCAGACGCUGCAGAUCGCCCAGGAUGAAAGUCGCGUGUGCCAACAGCCAGUGCGAGAAACGCACCGGCUGCGCCCGUUGCAAGUGAGUAUACCCCGGCAUCAAGAUGUCAAUGUUUGCUUUCGCCUGCGAAGCGCAGACUUGCAAGACGCCCUUCAUGGUGUCUGCCAGACCAGCAAGUUGCUCGCGAGCCCAUAGGCGCAUGUCGGUGGCGAUCUGCUCGUUGCGCGAUCGGCCCGUGUGUAGCUUGCCGGCAAUCUGCGAGCCGAUCAAUUCGCCCAGUCGACGUUCGUUGGCCGUGUGGAUGUCUUCGUCAGAUUUGGGGUCGAUGACAAAUGUGCCUUCUUCCCAUUCUUGUUCCACUUUUUGCAAACCGAAUACGAUUUGGUCCAGCUCGUCUUGGGUUAGGAUGUUUAGUUGGCGGAGGCCCUUGGCGAAUGCGAUUGAUCCUUGAACAUCGGCUUUGCAGAGAGCUCGGUCGAAACUGAGGGAUUCGUUGAACUUGAACAUGAGGUCGUCGAUAGCGCCUGUGCAAUAGUGAGCAUUACGGCACUACAGAUACUUCUUGCGUCUGGCUUCUGUAAAAGGCACGACGGGGUUGCUGAUCUGCUUGACUCACCUGUGAAGCGGCCUCCCCAGAGGAGGGUGGGAGCGGGAUUGGCCAUGCUGUAAAGAAGUUUACAGGAAUGGAGUAGCAGGUUCGAGGUAGUUCUUGAGCCUGUGCAAGAGUCCCUGUUAUUUUGAGGUGGAAUCAAGGGAAUCUUUUUUGAAGAAGUUGUUUGCGAGGUGCUCUGAUAAGGUCCAAUUGCUAGUACGACGAGGCCGGUCCACAGCUUUUUACUCC